Molecule: messenger RNA, 1122 nt
Organism: Eruca vesicaria subsp. sativa (arugula)
Lineage: Eukaryota; Viridiplantae; Streptophyta; Magnoliopsida; Brassicales; Brassicaceae
Source: the annotation of a GenBank genome assembly
AUGUCCUCAGCUCUCCUGGUGUUGGUUCUCCAACUCCUGCAUGGCGUAUCCGGCCAACUUGUUGUGGUCGAAGACCCUGUUUCUGCUCCUCCACUGGUCGAACAAGACGGCAGUGAUACCAUUGUGCCGGCAUUGUUUGUGUUUGGUGACUCUCUAAUAGACAAUGGUAACAACAAUAACAUCCCUUCCUUUGCUAAAGCCAAUUAUUUCCCUUAUGGUAUCGAUUUCAAUGGCGGUCCGACCGGGAGGUUCAGUAAUGGCUUGACCAUGGUCGAUGGUAUUGCUCAACUAUUGGGGCUGCCACUGAUUCCGGCUUACUCGGAAGCUACCGGAGAUCAAGUGCUACGUGGUGUCAACUACGCAUCCGCAGCAGCGGGGAUUCUUCCUGACACCGGAGGAAACUUUAUGGGGCGAAUACCAUUCGACCAGCAGAUCCAUAACUUUGAGACAACGUUAGAUCAGGUGGCUAGCAAGUCCGGUGGUGCAGUGACCAUUGCAGACUCGGUGGCUCGAAGCUUGUUCUUCAUUGGAAUGGGAAGCAACGACUAUCUCAACAAUUACUUAAUGCCCAACUUCCCUACCCGUAGCCAAUACAACGCCCAACAGUUCGGCGAUCUCUUGGUUCAGCAAUACACCAAUCAACUCACCAGAUUGUAUAAUCUUGGUGCUAGAAAAUUUAUAGUGUCUGGACUUGGAAGAAUGGGAUGCAUUCCUAGUAUUCUAGCUCAAGGAACCGACGGUAAAUGCUCGGAAGAAGUUAACCAACUUCUUCUUCCUUUCAACACAAACGUCAAGACAAUGAUCACUAAUCUCAACCAGAAUCUUCCUAAUGCUAAAUUCAUUUACCUCGAUACCGCUAAUAUGGUCCAAGACAUCACUACUAAUCCAGCCGUUUAUGGGAUUACUACUUUAGACAAGGGAUGUUGUGGGAUAGGACGGAACAGAGGACAGAUCACUUGUCUUCCGUUUGAAACUCCUUGUCCUAAUAGAGAUGAGUAUCUGUUUUGGGACGCUUUUCAUCCCACGGAGAAAGUUAAUCUCAUUAUGGCCAAGAAAGCGUUUGCUGGUGACAGCACUGUCGCGUUUCCUAUCAACAUUCAGGAACUAGCUAGUCUCAAUUAG